Gopherus flavomarginatus (Mexican gopher tortoise) is the source of this 2851-nucleotide messenger RNA. RefSeq names its product proteasome activator subunit 3 (gene PSME3). The transcript is spliced from 11 exons. NCBI's taxonomy places the organism in Eukaryota, Metazoa, Chordata, Testudines, Testudinidae. The record is from RefSeq and is a predicted model, not a curated record. Gene Ontology annotation, cellular component: nucleoplasm; proteasome activator complex; cytoplasm. Gene Ontology annotation, molecular function: endopeptidase activator activity. The coding region runs from base 375 to 1121 and encodes 248 amino acids. Gene Ontology annotation, biological process: regulation of proteasomal protein catabolic process; regulation of G1/S transition of mitotic cell cycle; positive regulation of endopeptidase activity.
UCCGGCGGCGGCGAAGCCGGUGGUUCGGACGGGCGCGAGCGAGACCGCGAGCGAGAGCGAGACAAGGGGGCGCCCGGCCCAGCCCCCCCGCCAUGGCCUCGUUGCUCAAGGUGGACCCGGAAGUGAAGCUCAAGGUUGACUCUUUCAGGGAGCGGAUCACAAGUGAGGUAAGCGUCCUCGCCCAUCUCCCCAGAAUGGAACAUGGGGGCAGAGUGAAUGCCAUGUUGGGAUUCUAGCUUUCUGUUGGAUUGUGCUAUGAUCUCAGAGGUGCAGCAGAACCUUUCUUUGCAGGCUCCUUGCUGGCACUCAGCGCUUCAGUCACUCCCUGAGUGUGGAGAGUCUGUAGCCCUGUUGUUCUCCAGAGCCUUGGCAGAAUGGAGGGCUGCAAAGACUCUUCAGCCUUCAGGUGGGAGAGUUUGACUCUCUCUGAGGCUGAAGAUUUGGUGGCAAAUUUUUUCCCAAAGAAGUUGUUAGAACUUGAUGGAUUCCUUAAGGAGCCCAUCCUGAAUAUUCAUGAUCUCACCCAGAUCCACUCAGAUAUGAACCUUCCUGUCCCUGACCCGAUCCUUCUCACUAACAGCCACGAUGGACUGGAUGGGCCAAAUAUGAAAAAGAGGAAGCUGGAAGACUGUGAAGAGACCUUCCAGGGUACCAAAGUGUUUGUGAUGCCCAAUGGGAUGCUGAAGAGUAACCAGCAGCUAGUGGACAUCAUUGAGAAAGUGAAACCGGAGAUCAGGCUUCUGAUUGAGAAGUGCAACACGGUCAAAAUGUGGGUGCAGCUUCUGAUCCCCAGGAUAGAAGAUGGAAACAACUUUGGCGUUUCUAUUCAGGAGGAGACAGUGGCUGAGCUGCGGACUGUGGAGAGCGAGGCAGCUUCGUAUCUGGACCAGAUUUCUAGAUACUACAUCACAAGAGCAAAGCUGGUUUCCAAAAUAGCAAAAUAUCCUCAUGUGGAGGAUUAUCGCCGCACGGUGACAGAGAUUGAUGAGAAGGAAUACAUUAGUCUGCGCUUAAUCAUCUCAGAGCUGAGGAAUCAAUAUGUCACUUUGCAUGAUAUGAUCCUUAAAAACAUUGAGAAGAUCAAGAGGCCUCGGAGCAGCAAUGCUGAGACUCUCUACUAAGUGUCAACGUUUGAAUUGAGAACUGUUCAGUCAACUCAAAGACCGUCAUUGCCUUGGUUUGUUACAUGACUAUCGAGAUGGGAAACUGGCUGGAAAUAGUAUUGCACUCUUAGUUAAACUCUAAAGAAACCCUCGCCUAGUUCUGUGAUUGGUUUUGUUCAGGUCUUAGGAACUCUCCCUAAUGUAGUAAUUGGUAUUGAGCAGGCCCCUGCCAUGGGAUGUGCAGGCUACUGAGAGUGAGCAGCCGCCAGGCAGGAAUGCUCCUUCAAGCCUUUCUUCCUACCUAGGUGGGAAUUGGAUGAGAGACCAAGCCCUGGGGUUCUCUCUUCCCCCCCCUUUCCCUCCCCAACCUGUCAGCUGCAGAGUUUCCUUGGGGUCCGUGGGAAUGGAGGAGAUGCAGUGUCUUCAGCACUAGACUGAGUCCACAGUGUGUGUGCUGGCUGCGAGGCGCCAGCUGUUUUUCAGUGCCAUCAUCGGAGUGAACCCUCUGCUGCUAGUCGUCUUAUGCUUGGUAAUGGCAAGGCUGGGAGCACGUGCCCCUUUGGAGCAGGCGGCUCCCCUAGCCCAAGCUACAGCCACGGUCAGCAAAGUGCCAUUGAGAGAUUUGUAGGUUCAAACAAGCCAGGAAAUCGCUAUCAAGUUAGAUCCCACCCAGUUUGUCCCUCUCCCUUGUGAAAUGCAGCUAGAUCCAUGCAGAGGGCUAUGUGGAGCACCUGUCACUAAAGCUGGUUGCCACCAGCCACGUCCCACUGGGCUGGCAGGUUCAGAGCCCGGGUAGCUUUUGCUCCUGUGUGUAGCUUUCCUCUUGGCUCUGCAAAAGCAGUUUCUUGAUUAAAAUAAUGUUAAUCUCUCACACGUCUCCUUCAGCGUGAGGCAUUUCUGUCCAGAAUGAAGUUAGGGAGAGGCCUGAGCUCAAAUUUUGAAGUCCUCAUAGUUUCCACUGAUGCUAAGGAAAUAGCUGAGUGUACUGUGGGGCAGUGUCUGGCAGGCUGGCUGCGAUAGCUGAUCUAUUGGGAUGAGGACGGCCAAAAGCAGCCACAGCAGAUCAGUAUCAAAACCUCAGCACCCCGUGAAAGGUACCUCAAUUCCUUCUCCUGUGCCCAGGAGCUCCUCCCAGGCCACUGGAACGUUUCAUGGUCCAUUGCAAACCCCAUGGGAAACGGUCGGUUGCAUUGUCAGUUUUUGUAUGUGCGUGAAAUGGGCUCAUGACGCUGCAGCUCCUUCUACGUUUUCUUAUUUAUGGUAUUUUUACUUCACACCCUCCUUUGGGGAAAGCUGGAUCAGUUGAUCCUGGACUCCUGAAGUUUCCAUGGGUCUCACUGUCACAUCUGUAACUUCUUGUGCAGUAGCCUUGGUGGUAGUUAGUCGUGAGAAUGGAACGAACGUCCUCUCCUUCCCUCUUGCGUUCUGUUGCUUUUGUUUCUUCUAUGCUGAAGAGCCACGGUGUCUCUUGCUGGUUUCUUAGGGGUCGCUCUGAGCGUGGAGAGCCCCCUGCCCUUUCGAUAGACUCCUUCGUUGUUGUUUGUAGUAAGUCCAAUCUUCGUCUUCCCUUUAAUAAAUAUUCAGUAACAAACCAACUGCGUCUUAGCUGCUGCCUGGGAGCAGCACUGUCACUGUGUGUUUCUUUGUACUGAUUCCUUUUUACUUGUUGGACUGUUCAACUUUCCUUGCCAGAUGAACGUCUGUAAAACUUUUACCAUGUCAAGAAAUUAAAAUAUAGGUACUUUGAA